AUGGAGCCACCAGAAUAUUCAGUAAAAGACAUUAAACACGAAAUUGAGGAUGAAUCAUAUGUUUUUGAUGCUAAUGUUAAAUCUGAGGAGUGUUCUGAGGAUGAUGAAACGUGUUUAGAAAGAUUUACGAAUUCUGAGGUGAAGAUUGAAGAAGAAGUCGAAGAGGAGUCAAUCGAGACAAACAUUUAUGAAUGUGGCAUUUGUAAUCAAUCAUUUGAAGAAUCAGAUCAUAUAAAAGAGCAUAUGAUCGAACACAGGCCUAGACAUAACAAAGAACGCCCUUUCAAAUGCGGAAUUUGUCAUAAAGCUUUCAAACAAUUAAGUCAUGUCAAAACUCACAUGAUUGCACAUUCUAAAGACCGACCCUAUAAAUGCGAAAUGUGCAAUGCGGCAUUCAAACAAUCAAUUGUUUUGAAAAAACACAUGCUGAUGCACAGCGGUGAGCGCCCCCAUGAAUGCGCUAUAUGCAAUAAGACAUUCAGAUAUUUAGAUCAAAUGAAAAAACAUAUGCUCACUCACAAUGAAGAGCAGCACUAUGAAUGCAUCAUAUGCAAUAAGACAUUCACAGUAGUACGUUAUUUGAAAGUUCAUAUGAAGAUACAUAGCGGAGUACGCCUCCAUGAAUGCACUAUAUGCGAUAAGCCAUUUACACAAUUAAGUAGUAUGAAAAGACACAUGCUGACACAUGACAGAGAUCGUUGUUUUAAAUGUGGUACUUGCAAUAAGGAAUAUACCGAGUUAUACACAUUGAAGAAACACAUGGAAAAGCACUGUGGAAAAUCUGCCGUGUGA
Ctenocephalides felis (cat flea) is the source of this 792-nucleotide messenger RNA. RefSeq names its product putative zinc finger protein 833. Gene Ontology annotation, molecular function: DNA-binding transcription factor activity, RNA polymerase II-specific; RNA polymerase II transcription regulatory region sequence-specific DNA binding. Bases 1 to 792 code for a protein of 263 amino acids. Lineage: Eukaryota; Metazoa; Arthropoda; Insecta; Siphonaptera; Pulicidae. Gene Ontology annotation, cellular component: nucleus. The record is from RefSeq and is a predicted model, not a curated record. Gene Ontology annotation, biological process: regulation of transcription by RNA polymerase II. The transcript has a single exon.